Molecule: messenger RNA, 3692 nt
Organism: Caenorhabditis auriculariae
Lineage: Eukaryota; Metazoa; Nematoda; Chromadorea; Rhabditida; Rhabditidae
Source: the annotation of a GenBank genome assembly
AUGGAAGUUUUAUUUGAAUCUCUGGCUCCAGCGACGUCUCCAAUCAUUAAAAAGUUGAACAAUUUCAAGAACUAUGCAAUCGCUCGGUUUGUUAUUUAACUUUUUUUUUUGGCUUUCCUAAGGCCGUGAAAAUUGUAAUUUACUACUUUUUUUCAUUCACAUCUGGUAUCAUUUUUCUGUACGCAUCAAUUACGAGACAUUAUUUGAAAUAGGUGAUUUCAAAAAUUUGAAAAAAAAACCUUUCAGAAAGCUGCAAUGUUUCAUUCAAAUUACGCGUGAAUGUGAAUUUCACAAUUUUCGUUUCCCCCAUUUUUCCAAGAUUAAAAAUCUCAUGUUGACAAUGAAAAAGUGUUUCAUUUUAUGCCGCGUUCAAAGCUAAUUUGACGCGCACUGUGAAAAUUUUUUUUUUCUAGUUCAAAAGCACGAGCAGCAGAUUCUCACGACGUGAUUGGUUGACCCCGCCCAGCUGGCAAGAAAAAUGUUUUUAAAAUAAAUUUAUGUUGGACAUUUGCAAAAAAGGCGGAGCCAACCAAUCACGUCGUGGGAACCUGCUGCGUUUUGCCGCGUAUCGGCUCGUGCUUACGAACCAGAAAAACUUUUUCGCUGCGCGUGUCAAAUUCACUUUGAACGCGGCAUUCAUUUGAAUGAAAAAAUCAACUUUAAGUCCUUCAUUUUCAUUUCAAGGAGCUUUUGUCUCAAAGUUUGGUGUCCAAUAUAUUUUAAAAAAAUAUCGCUUUUCGUUGGAGUAUACUUUAAAUUUCAUUAUUUUUUUCCACGAUGAGUUCCAAAUAAUUUUUUUCAGAGGUUUGAAAAAUGUCUUCGGCGUACCCGCCGACACCAGCCUUUCAUAUGAUGAAUGGCAACGAGCGAGGCUCCAGUGAGUUUUUUUCUGAACUGUGAUUAUUAAACUUUACUUUUUCCAAAAUUCAUAUAGUGUGUACAAAACUUUUUUUCGUAAAGUAUAUCUUGAACAAAUAGCAGCGUCUCCCAUAUUUUUUUGUUUGAUGAAAAAAACCAUUUUCAGCUCCAAAUGCCCGCAAAAAAACAAUCGUCCAGCGAAUGUCGGGUCAAAGGUUUGAAUUUUUUUUGAAAAAAUUUUUUUUGUGAAUCUUAUAAAAAAAUUAUUUCAGAUCAGUUUAUAUCUGUAUUUAUUGCUAACGGUACUCAGAAAAAAAUUUUUAGAAAGUUUGUGUGAAUUGGUACCUGUAAAAUUAAGAACUUGGCGGACAAUAGGGUGAGUAGAAAAAAAUGCCAAAUUUAAACUUUUUGAAAUUUUCGUCGUUUCAAAUAUCCCUCUUCUAUUUUUAAAUUAAAUUUCAUCAUGAAAGGUUCUGUCGAGUAAUAAUACCAUCCUCAUAAUUCGUAGGAAAAAAACUUUUUUUCGCGGUCUAACCGUUUUUUUCAGCUUAGAUCAGGCUUGUAUAGGGGCUGGUUCGUCUGCCUAUUGGCCCCGGCCAGUUUCUGAGCCCUAACCGGCCUUAGCGGGGCCUUAAUCUAAAAUGGCCGGCUCGCCCCAAAAAGCUUCGUUUUUUUAUGACGAAUAUCAAGCUUUUUCACGUCAAAAGUCUCUUUUUGUUUUUUUUUGCACUCAGAAUUCACAAAAUUAUUAUUUUGAAGGUGAAAAGAGUUUUUCAGUCGAAAUGGUAAUGAAAUUUGAAAAAAAAAUUCGUAGCCUGGCCUGCCCCAAGCCCGCGCAGUCUUUUUCUCAAAAAAACAAAACCUUUUUCAAAAAAGGUUUUCGUUUUUUUCCUAUGAACAUGCAUAGGUAAAAAAAGUGAAAUUUUUAGAAAAAAAGGUAGCAUCAAAAAAAUUUGGAAAUGGGAUAUAUUAAAAAGUAGAAAAUUUUUCGACGCCGAUACAAUUCAAUAGGAUGCGUAGGUUUUAUUUUUUUCGAAUAAACUUAUUUUCUCUUUUUUUAAAGCGUAAUUUCGGUGGUAUGAAUAAAAAAAGCAAGCGAGUUUCUUUUUCUUUCCGACUUUUUUUCCCUUAUAUUUUCCGAUUUAUAAAAACGUAUAGUCCCAUUUUUUUCGUGUUUUAAUCAUGAAUCAGUUACCUAUUUCAUAUGAGAAAAUUCAAAACGAAGAGUUUAUGGAGAAAAAAGUCUGAAAAGGAUUGUUCGAAAACUUCUCCAUCGGAAAGUUCCCUAUUAAUAUGAAAUCUUAGCUUGCAAAUCAAAUAGUAGUCGAAAUUUCUAUCGACCAACUUAGUACUCAGGGAGGAUUAAGGAAGCUCCUGUUUUUAGUAACAUAUUUUUAAUCGAUAUUUGAAAAUUUCUCGGUACAUGAAAUUUAAUUUAAACUUUCAGGAACUGAACAAACAGGAGAACGAAAUGUUGUUUUCGUUGCUCGCCCAGGGGAGCGUUUCACUGACGGCGGCUGUUGUUCAGCUUCUCAUCGCCGAACGAGGAUCUUGGCGCAUUUUGCUGACCGGUGUAGCUAGUUUGAUCAAGGUUCGGAACCGACAGGAAUAAGCUCAAUUUGAUUUUAGGAUCUAACGCAUUAAUGCAGCAAGUUUUCUUGAUUUUUCUUCUCAAAGUAACUUUGCAGGACUAUCAAGAGCGAGCGUAUUUUAUCCGGAUAUUCGACAUUCUCGAUGAGAAGCAGCUUUGGUCGUUCAGAUUGUUGGUUUUAUUUACACCUUUCAUUCCUCAGAAAGUCCUUCUUAUUAAUAACUACACUGGGACAACACAUAAAUUGACAUUUUUUUAUACUGUCAUCUAAUCCCUUCAGCCUCUUACAGGCAGUCCGAGAAGAUAAAUUCAAAAUGUUCGCAUAAAAAUAUAUGCUUCCAGGUACAAAGGCUUCAGGCCGGUUUCUUUCAGUCAAUGCCAACAAUUGUUGGCUUUCGACAGCACCGACAACAGUUCUGAUAGCGGAAUUGUGUAUGGAUUGAAUUUUGCGAAUAUUCCUGAAGCGUGUGAAUUCAAGGUUUAUAUCUUUUUAAAAUUAACACUAAAAUUAGCUUUAAUUUAUUUAUACAGUAAAUAGUUUAUAGUUAAGUUUUUGAGAGUACAUUUUUUUUGCUCAAAUGAAAAAGUGUUCCCUUUUUCAAAUCAACAACUUCUUCUAUUUUCACAGCUGAAAAUAUGCUUUCGGUGUAAUUAAAUUAAUAAAAUAAAAAAACUUAUAAGAAUGACAGAGCAUUUUGAAUUUUUUUAUGAAGGUUCUCCGCUCACAUUUCCUCCGAAUUUUUUUCUUCAUCUGAACAAUAUCUUUAAAAAAAGUUCAAGAAGACAUUAUUUUAUUUUGGCGACAAAUUUGUUCUCGAAGAAAAUCUGUCCAAAAUUGCGUGUUCCAAAAAAAUUUUUUUACUGAUAAGAUAAAAAAAUUUUCGAAGAAUCACAUCAGGAAAAACAUUUUUUUAUUUUGUAGGUGAUACGAAACUGAGAUGGAAACUGUUUUCUGAAAAAAAUUUCAGUUCUUUGUAAGAUCAAGUUUUUGUAGAGUACCUCACUUUGUUUUUAAAAAAAAUUAGAGUUUAUCGAAAGUAGUUUCAAUCAGUUUUUUUUUCAAUUUUAAUCGGCAAGAGAGGGUUUAAAAAAAAAAGCUUUUAAUUGAAUGAAUAAAUAUUUGAGCAACGAUUUUCAGAAUCACCUGGAACGCCGUCAUGCACAAGAGCGAAAAACUGGCCCCAGUGGUUCGUGUUUCUUUUCAAACUUUUCUAAAGAGGUUUUAAUAGGCGCCUCAGUAUAG